Molecule: messenger RNA, 1269 nt
Organism: Saprolegnia parasitica CBS 223.65
Lineage: Eukaryota; Oomycota; Saprolegniomycetes; Saprolegniales; Saprolegniaceae
Exons: 2
Coding region: 1-1203 (400 amino acids)
Biological process (GO): zinc ion transmembrane transport; intracellular zinc ion homeostasis
Cellular component (GO): membrane
Molecular function (GO): zinc ion transmembrane transporter activity
Source: RefSeq, a predicted model, not a curated record
AUGCUGACCCGACGCUGGGUCCUCGCCGCUGUUCUCGCGGUCGCCAUCAUGGCCGUCGCUGCGCACGAGCAUGGCGCGCGCGGCCAUCACCACCAUCAUGACGACGACCAUGGCCAUUCGCACGACCAUCGCGAUCUUCUGCGGCCCGAGGCGAUGCCGGCGCCGCCCGUUGGAUGCCCCCAUCACCACGCCCAUACCAAGCAUGCACGCCACGGUGAGCAGGACCAUGACCACAGCCACCAUCAUGGCCACGACCACGACCACAGUCAUCACCACGGUCACAGUCACGAGCAUCACGAGAAGCAGGCGCCUCCGGCCACGUCGUUGUCCGAGUGGAUGCAGCUGUCGCUGUGGACCGAGGCCCUUUUCGCCACUGCGCUUGUGGGCGCCGCGCCCGUCAUCGUUCUCUUCUUCGUGCCGCUUGGCCGCUCGACCGACGUGGCGGCGCAGAAGCCGCUCCUUCGCGUCUUUCUUAGCUUUGCCGCGGGUGGUCUUCUCGGCGACGCGCUCUUGCAUCUGCUACCCCACUCGCUGCCAAGCCAUGUCGACCACGACCACGACCACGACCACAACCACGGUGGCGACGGCGGGCACACCCACUCGGUGGCCGACCUCGCGCCGUACCUCUAUGUGCUGGGCGGUCUCCUCACGUUUCUCAUGCUCGAGAAGCUCGUGCGCGCGCACACAGGCCACGGACACUCGCACGGCCACGACAACGCGGAGCACAAGAAGAACGACGACGCCCCGGACGCGACACAGACCUCGAUCGCCGCGGCCGGGUACCUCAACCUCGCCGCUGACUUUUCCCACAACUUUACCGACGGCCUUGCGAUCGGCGCAACGUUCGUGCACGGACGCGGCAGCGGGUGGCAGACAACCGCAGCGAUGCUGCUGCAUGAAGUGCCCCACGAGAUUGGCGACUUUGCCAUUCUAUUGCAGUCGGGCUUCACGCGCCGCCAAGCCAUGUGGACGCAGUUGUACACGGCGGUGGGCGCCAUGGUCGGCACGGUCGUCGGCUUGCUCAUCGAGACGGAAGCCGGCGCGUGGGUCACGCCAUUCACCGCCGGCGGCUUCAUCUACAUUGCAUGCACGAGCGUCUUUCCCGAGCUCCUCGAAGACGCCUCGUUGAUGCAGUCGCUCCUCCAGCUCGCGGCCAUGGUGCUCGGCAUUGCGCUCAUGCUUUUGAUUGCGCUCUUCGAGUAGCUCGCUCGCUCGCGCGUACAUACUGUGCACAGCAAACACAAAUUAAUCCAUCAUCUACCAUGACCA